UUUGGAGGGUCAUCUUUCUUAAAGAGAUUUAUCGGACUUGACUCAUAGUCACGUGGAGAGGAUACUUUUCUGCCACUUGCCCAACCUGUCUUUUCCAUUCGGAUGAAAAAUCUCCAGAAAUUCCUUCCCUUCCACGGCACUCUCCCAAUCCAUCUUUGCAAUCUUUGAAUAUUGUAGUCGUACAAUAUGAAUACGUAUCUCUCGUUAAAUGAUCCCACUACUGGAAAGUCCUGUUCUCCGUAAAUUGAAUCGAAAUAAUCUUGUUUGGAUCGGAGUGGCAAGGGCAGUUUUCCCGGGUUCUUCGCGUGUUUCUAAUGCUCAAAUGUUCUGGAGAAGCGGAGCUUGAUCAAACAUGCCUCCCGUCUCAACGCAUCCAAGCUCAUCUCACAUCACUGCACUCUCUCAGGAGAUCGAGAAGAAGCUUCAACGCGCAUUGACACCGCCUUCUCAGACGCGCGAUUUGUUGCAAGAACUGUUCGCAGACAUAGCUUUGGAAGUAGACGAUCGAGCAAAAGAAAUAAUUUUCAGCAGUGAAGAUGUAAUAGCUGCCACAAAGGAAAGGAUAGAGGGUCCAAUUUGCUACUAUGAUGUGCUUGCUGAGCAUUUCAUUAUUGUAUCCCACAAUGGGAAAGCAAUCCUUGAUUUGAUUGUUCAGCUUUGGAGCCAGUCUUUUGCAUCUAAUAUCUUUACCCUUUUGUUUCACAAGUGGUUGUUUGAGGUUGAACACGACAAUUCUGAAGUCCUUCUUCGGUACUCAUUAGCUCUGGUUCAAGGUGCUACUAAUGUAUUCUGGAUUGACAUUCAAACAAACACAAGACGGUUUCAGAGUCUCUUUCGGUAUCUUCUUGUGGAAGUCUCUCUUCUUCCUGAUCGGUUGAAGAAGAUACCCUUGCAGGCUCAACGCAGUUUGUUUCUCCUCCUAUCAAGGUUUCUUCUUUUCUACGACUCAGUUGAACAGCUGGAAAGCUUCUUUAAGCAAUUUCCUGAUUAUCCAAAUGCUUUCUUGAUUGGUGGUCCAGCUGAUAUUUUUGUGACUGAAUUAGCUGAUCAGCUUCAGAAACUGAAGGUUGAGCCGGUGUUGUUGUAUUACUUGUCCCAGAUGAAAGUUUUUAGUGGGUUAGAAUUGAGAAUGGCAACAAGCACGAGACUGAAAACUUGUCUGUACAGCUUCACAAGCCCGGGUGCUCCUAUGUAUCCUACACGAGCAGUUCGCCAUGCUGCCUGGGAGUCCCUAAAUCUGCUUUUUCCUGUUGGUAGGUAUCCUAGACACUUAAUAAGUAUCUUCUUUCGAUUGCUAUACCCAUGGUACUGGCCUGCUUCGUGUUGGAACUUUGUAAAGGCAUGCAUCAUGGCAGUGUUUUACCCAAUUCUGAGAUUGAUCUUCUCUGUUUGGGAAAGAUUAAGAAAACCAAAAGAAAGAUAAAACCAGCAGAGCAUAUUUUUUAAGUUUCUUCUCAGUAGGGCUAUAAAAAUGUAUGGUCACAUAAACUGUUGUAAGCUGGAGGAAAUGGGUAAAAGUUAUAAUUUUGUGUUAUAGUUUCGACACUGAUUUGAAUUCAUUGGUGCUGGAGUCAACAAACUGAGGCAGUACAUGCUGUGUUAUAUAUUCAUUGUUUUGCCU
Messenger RNA from Cuscuta epithymum, 1621 nucleotides. The record is from the annotation of a GenBank genome assembly. NCBI's taxonomy places the organism in Eukaryota, Viridiplantae, Streptophyta, Magnoliopsida, Solanales, Convolvulaceae.